Molecule: messenger RNA, 603 nt
Organism: Arctia plantaginis
Lineage: Eukaryota; Metazoa; Arthropoda; Insecta; Lepidoptera; Erebidae
Source: the annotation of a GenBank genome assembly
AUGUCGUUGUUGCUUGGAUCUACUGUUUAUUUGUCUGUCAUGCAUGCAAGUGAGCAUCGUCCCCUAGGCAGUAGGAUGUCUGCCCCAGGUUUAACUUCUGAAGCACAGCUCCGAUACAUUCUGCAAUGGUUUGGAGAGUUCAGUGAGCUACAACGAGAAGACUUCCUGCCUGUACUGGCUGCAGCACGGGGAGACCAGCCAGAUCAGUUGGCUGCUGUCUUAGCAAACAUAUCUUGUCACGAUAAACCUGUUAGUUUAUUUCAGUGCAGGAUAAAACUUUUUAAUGAAUGGUUUCCUACAUGGGCCGAAGAGGAACAAGAUAGACUGAUAAAAGGAGUUUCUGAACAAGAUCCUGAAUUUGGGGCUAAACUUCAGGAUAUUUUACUAAAUGGGCCUCAAGUCAAUGGCAAUCAAGAUGACUUUUUUGAACAAAGUUUAAGCAAGGAACAGAAUGGAACUAGUGACAAUGUAUCCCCGACUGAAGAUGAUGCAAAUGGUACUUGGGCUAAUGGGGAAAAUCCAGAACCUGAAGUUGAAGAAAAUGCUGAAGAUCCUCUGGUAGUUUCUGAAAACAUUCCUGUUGAAAUAGCAGCUGCUUCUUAA